AUGCGUUCUCGGUUAUUGAACCGCUACAUUCAACAGUGGCGGCGGCUUCCAAUCUUGUCAGGUAUCGAAGAGAGGUGUACUCGUUCAUACCAGAGACGCGAUUUGACCUCAUUGGAUAUAUUUUACUUUACGAAUUAUAAUGCACUCCAAGGUGUAGGAAUUGGGUUCCGUUUUCGAGCACAUCACCACAGGUCUGUGGACAUUGCGACCAAAGCAGAGAGAUGGAGGCGGGCUCAGUGGUGCAGGAGGACAUUACAUUCCGAGGAGUGGAGUUUGCUGUGAAGAUAGAACUAAAAGAAGGAUUGCUAAUAGUUGAGAUCUCUGAUGCAAUGACAGCUGACCAGUGGAGGGGAGGGUUUGACCCAGCAUACAUCGAAGACCUAUCCCGCAAAACAGGCAACUUCAAGCAGUUUCCCAUCUUCUGCAGCAUGUUGGAAUCUGCUGUUAGUAAGACUAGUGAGUCUGUUACCCUUGACCUCUUGACCUAUGCUGACCUGGAGCUCUUGCGGAACCGGAAGGCUGGAGUCGUUGGUCGUCCCCGAACCCAACAGCAAUCUCCUAACCUCAGUGCCAAAAGAUACCUAAUUCUUAUCUACACUGUGGAAUUUGACAGAAUCCACUACCCCCUGCCCCUGCCCUACCAUGGCAAGCCUGAUCCUGCCGCCCUGCAGAAGGAGAUCAGAGCCCUGAAGACUGAGCUAAACGCUCUGGCCAACCAUGUAGGUCACAAACCAGCAGAGCCAGAGAUACGCCGGCUACGGGCAGAACUCACAUUGGUGAGAGAGGAGAAGGAGGCCCUGGCCAAGGCUUUGGAGCGUCUGCAGUUAGUGGGGUCUGCUUCCACCCCUGGAGGAGGGGCUCGGGGGCUGAGAGAGGUGGUCAGGAGUUUAGAGGACCAGCUCCUCAGAGAGAGGGCCAAGAGUCAGCACUCAGCCAGCAAGAGGGGCCAGGAGCAGCGCCUCCAACUGGAGCAGUUGGAGGAGCUAAGGGCAUCAGAGCGAGCUCUACGGAUUCGCGUUAAGAGUUUGACCAAUGAACUGGCGUUGCUAAGACGAGGGUUAGUCACUCUAAGCAUUAGGGUGACCAGUGGGGUGACCCCUGCCCUCUCUGGGUGCAGUGCCUCGCGGGGUGAUGGGGAGAUCAGGCGUUCACUAUCUCGGGAACGUAGUUUGGGACGUGUUGUAGUUCGGGCUCGCUCAGGGUCCAGAGAGAGGACAGAAGAGAGGGGUCGGAGGUCAGAAGGCCAGAGGGCAGACUCCUCAGGGCCCCGCUCGUAUGUCUCCAGACCCUCACCUUCUCCCGCAGGUUCGCGGACACCACGCUUUGACCCCACUGCAUAUAUCCAGGACAGACAGCGCCGACUGAGAGAGGCGGAACUCAAAAACCAGAGAAAGGUCAGAAGAGAAAUGUUAGCGUCACCUGUUCUGGAGAGGGGCCUAGAGAGGGGGCGGUCUCGGUCCAGGGAGGCUUAUCCCCAGCUGACCAGGGCAGGCAGUGGGAGCAGAGGGAGGAGCUUAUCAAUUGAGAGUAGGAGAAGCAGACAGUCCUCUGAUAAUUCAUUGGUGGAGUUGGAUGAGUUGACAAUCAGAGGAAGGAAGCAGACCUACAAUGGUCCAACCAUGCCCAGAGGAAGACAUUUGACCAGGAAGCCCCAUUGUAGCACUCCCACACACAGGGUACGAUCAGACAAAGAAGGCUCCAUAGAUGGGGCUGACCUGUCAGAGAUCGAUGCCCGGCUGCAGGCCCUACAGGACUACAUGAGGGACCUGGACACGGGACACUAAACCCUAGGCAGGAAAAAUGUGUUCAAAGACUUUCCUGUGCUGCAAACUUAGACCAAGGUCUACUACUAAUCGACAUUACUAGUCGAACACUGUGACUAAACAAGAUCACUGCACUACACUGUGAUAUUUUAGCACACAUUAUCAGCUGAUAGGCUUAUGCAAGUGCAAACACAGAUGGAUGCACACACUGCUUAUUUUGUCACCCUCUGGGAGACGGUGCCUGAUCUGUGGAUAAAGAUACCACUCUGAAGGCUGUUAAGCCACUGUUAGUGUAUUGAACUAAAACUGAGGAGUAACUGGUUUUAUACUACGGUUUUAUAACUUAUGCAUUGUGUCUGUUGAUGUGACCGUAAUACCCCAUUUCCCCCACCCUUUUUUAAUGAGUGAUUGAUGAAUGUGAUUUGAGAUGUUUUAGUCUGUAAAUAUAACUUUAUUUGAAACAUUUUGGGGGGGGUGGUUGCUUUUGGUGAGAAGUAUUAUUUUUUUUUAAAUCUUUUUUUUUUUUAUAUAAAUGAAAUUUAGUUUCUCAUUUAAUUUUAUUGAAGAAAUGUCAUCCCAUGCUCUAUUAUCAUUACUUCCUGUCUAGCUGUGUUUGCUGAGUGUCUGUUCAAGUGUUUUGGCCCAUUGGAUCAGAGAUGGAUUUUCACCAAGUGCUGCAUGAGGAUUUAUUGCUUUGUUUUUGUGCCAUUACCUUUCUAAUAGGUAUUUAGCCAAAAUUUUUAUUUUUUUCUACUUUUACUAGACAUAUCUUCUAUAUUAAAUAAUCACUGCAGCAGCUUUGUCACUCAGUAAUGUGGUGUGAGUGAGUGCACUGUGUCCUCCCCCUCUGCAGUAGAGUUAGUUGGUUGGGUGGGCUGAAGGUUCUUCCCUAGGGCUUUACUUAAAGGGCUGCAGCUCCACUACAG
Oncorhynchus tshawytscha (Chinook salmon) is the source of this 2689-nucleotide messenger RNA. RefSeq names its product centrosomal protein CCDC61-like. The record is from RefSeq and is a predicted model, not a curated record. The transcript is spliced from 13 exons. Gene Ontology annotation, cellular component: centrosome. NCBI's taxonomy places the organism in Eukaryota, Metazoa, Chordata, Actinopteri, Salmoniformes, Salmonidae. Bases 222 to 1784 code for a protein of 520 amino acids.